This is a messenger RNA of Sphenostylis stenocarpa, 259 nucleotides long. The record is from the annotation of a GenBank genome assembly. Lineage: Eukaryota; Viridiplantae; Streptophyta; Magnoliopsida; Fabales; Fabaceae.
AUGGUGCAGGCCAACCAUGCCCAUGUAAACAUGGGCCACCCUCCCGACCUUGGUAGCAUUGCAUGCAGCAGCAUACCCCAAUCGAAACCGCCAUCGAUGGCUGUAGUACUGGCGGCGAAGGCAGAGCUGGUGGCCUCCGUGGCGCUGGUUGCCCCGGUGCAGCUGGCGCUGGUGGCGCAGGCUUUGGUGGCGCAGGCUUGGUUACUAAUAAAUAAGAAACCUACUAUGAGGCCUCAAGAAGGGAUAGAUAUUACUUGUG